AUGUUAACACGUCAAUCAUCAGCACCACCAAUAGGACAACGAUCACCAUCAAAUAGUUUAUCUCAAUAUCCUCCUCCAUCAUUAUUAGCAACAUAUUCAAGUACAAAUAGUGGUGGAUCAAGUAAUGGAAAUAAUAGUCGUUCAACAACACCAUAUUCCGGUGUAACACAAAAUUCAACAAUUGAUAUUAAUUUAAAUAGUUUAUCUCAAACAUCAUUAAUGCGUCGUUGUGGACAAUCAAUGCAAGUUCGAGCGAAAUUUGGUUCAUUAGGACCACAAAAAUGUCAAUUUAAUGCUCCACAUGGAUUUUGUCUUGGAAUUGAUGAAGAAAUAAUUGUUGCUGAUACAAAUAAUCAUAGAAUACAAAUAUUUGAUAAAAGUGGUGAAUAUAAAUAUCAAUUUGGUAUGCCUGGAAAAGAAGAAGGACAAUUAUGGUAUCCAAGAAAAGUUGCUGUUAUUAGACAAACGGGAAAAUUUGUUAUUUGUGAUAGAGGAAAUGAAAGAAGUCGAAUGCAAAUAUUUACUAGAAAUGGACAUUUUAUAAGAAAAAUUUCAAUUCGUUAUAUUGAUAUUGUUGCUGGUUUAGCUAUAACACAACAAGUUGCUGUUGAUUCUGUAUCACCAACUGUUUUUUGUAUAAGUGAAUCUGGUGAUCUUCUUAAAUGGUUUGAUUGUUCAGAUUAUAUGAGAGAACCAUCUGAUAUAGCCAUAUUUAAUAAUGAAUAUUUUGUUUGUGAUUUUAAGGGUCAUUGUGUUGUUGUAUUCGAUGAAGAUGGAACAUUUUUACGACGUAUUGGUUCGGAAAGUGUAACCAAUUUUCCAAAUGGAAUUGACAUAAGUGAUGCCGGUGAUGUAAUCAUUGGUGAUUCGCAUGGAAAUCGUUUUCAUAUAGCUGUAUUUACACGUACAGGUGAUUUUUUACAAGAAUUUGAUUGUCCAUAUGUUAAAGUAUCACGUUGUUGUGGAUUAAAAAUAACAUCAGAUGGUUUUAUAGUAACAUUGGCAAAAAAUAAUCAUCAUGUACUUGUUUUAAAUACACUUUAUUUAACAUAA
Messenger RNA from Rotaria sp. Silwood2, 1053 nucleotides. NCBI's taxonomy places the organism in Eukaryota, Metazoa, Rotifera, Eurotatoria, Philodinida, Philodinidae. The record is from the annotation of a GenBank genome assembly.